GCAGGGAAGACCAUGAUGGAUGACACCGCUUCCAUGUUCGACGAUAUGUUCGGGGGUGGCGGUGGCGGCGACUCCAAGAACCAGGGUGCCGAACCUGCACCGAAUCCGCUCAAUAUGUUCAAAGGCUUCGUGAACCAGGAGCAUGCGCCCGCACCUGCACCCGCGCCUGCCACAAACGUUGGUAGUGUGCAAGAUGCCAUGGCCAUCUUUGGGAUGGCACAGGGGCGACGGCUGCAAAUGCCAAUGGGCAUGGGCGGAAUGGGUGGCAUGGGUGGAAUGGGCAUGCCGGGGAUGGGAGGCGGUGGCGGCGGAAUGGACCCUAUGAUGAUGAUGGGGGGAGCGGCCCAGGCAGCGCAGUUGGCCAAGCAGGUGCAGGAGCUUGGCGGUCUGAGCCACAAGGUCAUGCAGAGAUGUCUGAAAGGCGAUGCCCAGCAACUGCUGCACACCGCUGCAGCGCGUGCGCAGAACCCUGCAUGGAUGCAGAAGGCUAUGGUGGCCAAUGGCCCAAAAGCCCUCGGCCACAUGGCAGAUGCAAUCACUGCGUACCAUGAUGGUAAACCUGAUCAGUUCGGGACUGCAACUGGCACCGUGAUGCGAGAGUUUCUGCUCAGCAACCCUGACAGCAUCACGCCGGAGGUCCCGCUCCCACCGAAGGAGUCCCUUGCGAAUGUCACGGGUGGCUUCAUGGAUGGUUUCUUCGGCGAGGGCAUGAGAGCUACCAUCAGAACGCCGGAGAAGCCAAAUGGCAUCAAGAUUGACCUGAACAAGUGCUUGGGCGACAAUGCUGGAACCUUUCAGAAUAUGGCCCACAUCAUGGGCCUCUACACGAAGGGGGGCAUGCCCCAGACGCAGGCGGAGAAGGAGAAGAUGGCUUCACUGAUUCCGUGGAUGGGAAUGCAGAUGAUGCAGGUACAGAAGUCGUGCGACCUUAGCGCCGGCGACAUUCAGGCAAUCAAGGAUGCGGUGGCCGGCAUGGGCAAGGGGGUCGACUUCAACUUGCACAUUCCGCAGCCCUCAAACCCACUGGGCAAGUCCGAGGCCAUGAGGGACAUGGCCCAGACGGUGAGCGGCUACCAGAAGUUGAUUACGGACCCAUCUUCUGGCGUCAAAUUCGGGCAGGAGCUUGGUAACAUCGUCCAGAAAGUGGUGGAAACUGGCUUCAAUCAGAAGUACUAUGUAGACAGCGAGGGCCACCUGAGACAGCGUCUCGUACAACUUUCUUCCCAGGGUCAGCUCGCAGGUGCUCAGUCUCUGACCCCGGCACUUUUGGUUCUAGUUGUGGUGCUGCUGCUAUUGGUGCUCGUUGCAGUCAAGAGCCGGCGGGCCUUUGCAGGGUGGAAGGAGCACCUCUGCCAGAUGGAAUGUCCGGAGUCCAGCGUGACGGACAAGAUGAUCCCGCAUGACCUGGAUUUGGAGGCGAAUGAGCAGGAGAUCAAGCCCAUCCUGGACGAGGUGUAG
This is a messenger RNA of Symbiodinium sp. CCMP2456, 1458 nucleotides long. The record is from the annotation of a GenBank genome assembly. NCBI's taxonomy places the organism in Eukaryota, Dinophyceae, Suessiales, Symbiodiniaceae.